UAUUAAGGCAGAAGAGGACCCCACAUCGGUGUCUUUAAGGCUCUUGCUCAGAUCUUAACCUUUGUUUAGUGCUUAGUGGACAGCUGUUGGGAGGCUACGCAGAGACAGAGGUGUCCGAGAACACAAGUGUUGUACGAGCUCCGGGACGAUGUCUGCCAGCAACAACCUGAAACGGGCGCUGAGCAGGGCGCAUUUCCAGCCUGGGUUUGGAGGGACUGAGCGCUGCCCCUGGGGAAGGCACAGCGGAAGGACCCGCCUUUCGCGGCGUUGCCUCGGGCUGUCUGCCAGCUCCCAUCCAUCCACCGACAGCCGCCCGCUGCGAGAGACGGCUGCCAGCUGCCGGGAGUGCGGGGCGGGGUGCGGGCAGCCGCGUGCCGGGGCUCUGCCGUGCCGGUGCUGUGCAGUCCUGGCCACACGGGGGCGCUGUGGGAGGGGGGGGGGGGGGGCGGUGCUGCUCCGCCCGGCGGCGUCCCCGCGGUCUCGUGUCCUGGCAACAGCGCGGGACGCGAGCAGCGGCGCCGGGCAGCAUCGGGCAGCACCGGGCGCUGCCCCCGGGGCCGGCGCGACCAUGAGCGGCCCUCGGCCGGGGUUCCUUGCAACCUACAACAGCCUUAUGGACAAACACCUGGCUGGAUAUUUCAGCAAUGCUCGGAUAAGGCGACAUCUUCAGAGAUCAGGACUGAUCUCAAGGAGUGGAAGAAUAAUACCAGAGAAAGAAUACCAGCUGAAUGCUAUGAGGAGGGAUCACCAGAGAUACGUACAGGAGUGCCUGGCUCGGGCCAUAUUUCUGAAGGUCCUUGACAUUGAGAGACGUAAGCACACAGUGACCACACAACACACAGUGCGUCGUCAUCAGCUGGAAGUAAGAAGGAAACUUGAAAAUUCUGUGAGGAAGGAGAGGGUGCAGAAAACCAAGGCGGAACGAUCCAGAAGAUCAGUGGAAGAUGUUAACCCUGUGCACUCCCCACACCCACCACUUGGUCCCAGAAAUCAUUAUGGACGCCAUCCUUUAAUGCCUGCAGAACCAGCUGCUCGUUCACACCUGAGGGCUCCUGGGCCUGUAGUUGAUUAUAGUGUUGGACAUCCUUCUGAUCAGCGUGGAUCCAAGGAGUCAGCCUUUUUAAAGGCAACUUCUUCCCAUCGACCGAAUACAGCCCCAGGAAAUAUGCAGUACCCACUUCGGCUUCAGCCACUCCACAGCUGCACUGCAGCAGGGACUGUUCCAAAGAGUUCAGGCUCUAAACAGAAGUGCCGCACACUCGAAAAUUAUCAGCAAUUUGCUGGUGGGAGGGAAAGAAGUGGGUUAAGAGUAAGGAACUCAAUGGAAUAUGUGACUGGGAAAUCCCCAUACCGACUCCCUGUCAUUAACAACUAUCUGAUACCAGUGCCACCUCCUACCCUGCAAAAAGGAGACAGGAGUGUAAAGGCAGUGAGAAAUGGGAUGUCCAGGAGACGAUUUCGUCCCACCACUGCCCCAAAUGGCUUGGAGCAACUUGUAUCCAAGAAUUCUGGAGAAUCCCCUAAGCCCUCAUUACGCAGCAAUGCACUUGUUACCAUGAUCUUUCUGGGGAAAAGUGUGCAUUUAUCUCAUGAUGAUUCUGAUUAUAGAGAUGAAAUCAAAGUCUAUCAACAGCAUUGUGGAGGAGAAAACCUUUGUGUCUACAAAGGCAAGCUGUUGGAAGGAGAGACCUUUCAGUUCGUCUCCAAGAGGCACCGUGGUUUCCCAUUCAGUCUCACCUUUUUUCUCAAUGGGAUGCAAGUGGACAGGUUGAGCUCUUGCUGUGAGUACAGACAUCAGAAGCGUUCCAGGCUUGGAGGCAGACAUGGAUACUUUGGAUUUCUCAAUGUGGAGGGAGCAUCUCCUUGCUAUAGGUGCAUUGUUGCAAUGGGUCUGGACAAAAAGCCAUCCCCUCCCAAGAGGGAGGUGCAGGAGGGCUGUGAGGAAAAGCCAUUGGGUUCCUGGAAAGGUGGAGUUCACAGCGAGGCAAGUGGUAGCAGUGCUGAUCAGAAAUCAAGCAAAGAAUCGGUGCUAGUCAUCUUACCAAGUCAUGAAGCAGAUGUGGAAACUGUUGAGGACAAAAUGGAGACCAGACAGGAUGACAGAAGAGAAGGGACAAAACUAUCCAAUUGUGAGACUGAAGAUAGUCAGGAAGAUACUGGUAAAAAUGAGUAUAAUGAAGAUUUUGAAGCUGAUGAAGUUAAUGAAGAAGGACAGGCUGGUGAUCAGAGGAAUGAAAUGUCAAAGUCAUCCCCAGAUGAUGAAAAACAUAAUUUAGACUAUGAAAAGAAGAGUAAAAAUGCAUCACAGAAGGCACUGCAGACCUCUGACAGUGAGAAAGAUGAAAGUGAUGGAUAUUCUGGCAGUACCUCAGAGAAUGGCAAACAAGUCACUGAACUGCAGCCAAAUCCUGUGUGGGCCAGCCCGCAGCACACGUUGCUGAAAUAUUUAGUUGCAGAAGUGGAGGUGGUGCCAGUCAACAGAUUAGCUCUAAGUGUUGUGGGCAGACAAACAGACAGGAGCUCUGCAUGCUCUCUGCCAUCCACCAGCACUCAGUAUAGCAGUGAAGGUGACUCUGAUGCUGAAAAGAUGAACGGAAAUGUUAAGGGCAAAGAGGAGUGUGAUAUCAAAGAGGCAUCUGAUAACACAGCGUGUGCACAAUAUGGGAAUGAGAAUGGGGAAAAUAAACUGUUCAGAACAGAGGACAGUCAGGAAACUUUCUCUUUGGAAGAGGAAGGAACAGAUGAAGCAGAAAAGACAAAAGCAGAAGCUCUGACAUCAAGGGAAAAUACUGAAGCUUUUAAUGAAAAUAUAACGUCGAUACAGCGUCAAAGUCCUGAUGUUACUGGGGAAAUGAAACAGGCCGGGUCAGUAGGAAGUAACAUAAGGGGAGAAGAGGAGAAGAAAGCAAACAACAGAAGGGACGGUGGGGGUAAAAAUGUUGCGGUGCCUUUGGAAAACAAUAUGAUGGAAGUGGAGGAUAGAGAUGAAGAGUCUCCUCAGAGCAGUGAAGGAGGUGUUUCUGAAGAUGAUAGGUCAGCACAGGAGGAGAUAACAGAGGCAAUGGGAAAUGACCAUCAUGUGAAUUUUGACCAUGAACGUAGUGAUUCUUGGGUGGAUGAGGAAGUAGAGAAAGCAACGAGUGCAGAGUGCAAGCCCAGUGAAGCUAGGAUGACCAGCCAGCUCCAGCAGCCACAUGUAAUUGAUGUGCUCUCAGCAGUUACAGUGACCCCAGCAGCAGCUGAUGGAGCUGUCCUGGCAGACGGAACAGGAGCACCCAGCACACAGUCAGCAGCAGUGGAAGUGGCACACAUGGGGCAAGACUGUGAGGAGGACGAAGGCAGUGCUGCUGAGAGAGGGCAUGCUGGCACUGACUGUUCUGGGCAGGGAGUGGCGUGGGCAGGAGAGCCGCAGCCUGAGGGAGAGUCAGGAGCUGUAGCCCCUGAGGAGCAUCUGCUUGUGGAUGGGUCGGCACCUGCCCGGUGGGCAGUGGCAGAAGGUAAUGCUAAGGAGAAGGAACUGGGGAAGGAGUUGGAGCCUGGUGCAGAGGCUGAGGAUCAGGAUGCUUCCACAGGUGUAGGGGAGAACGUGGUGCCAUGGAGGGACCCAGCAGGUGAGGGAGAAGAGCAGGUGGGCAUGGAGGGAGGGGCCAGGGAGGUCACUGGAGGAGAGAGGGCUGUGAAUGGGGUCUCUGGAGAGCAGAGGGUGGGGGGAGCAGCAGUGCCUGUGCUGGGGGGAAUGGUGCCUCAGGGACAGGAGGCUGCAGAGGAUGCACACUUGGCAGAAGGGACUCCGGAGGUGGGUGACCCUGCAGCAGUGUGGGCAGCAGAAAAAGCUGCUUUUGAAGGGCAGAAGCCUGUGGAGGAACCUGGGGUUCUCCUAGGAACGUUAGGAGAUACAGGAUUUUGCACAGGAAAGGAAGAGAUCCUAAAGCCAUAUGAGUUUUCCCAGCUGAAAGUCUCAGGGGAGAAGCAGGUGGAGAUGGAUGCACUUGGGACAUUGACAUUUGAGCCUGACAGACCACCAGUGGAGGAAGGCAGCUCUCAACCAAGGGCAGAGGACAGGGAGGAGCCCAAAGACUCAGGCAGGGGCAUUGUAUUACACACAGCACCUGGGCGAGAAGCUGGGGUGGGUGCUGGAAGGGACCCUGCCAUUAGAGGGUCAACUCCAUUGGAGCAGACAGCAACAGCAGGGGAUGAGGAGGGCUCAGCAAUAGUGCUUUUGAAUGGAAGCCUGUCUUUGGGCAGUGCUGCAAAGACAGACAGAACAAUGGAACUAAAAUCUGAUGUGGUGGUAAUUGGGGUGGCUGGAGAGAGAGACAGAGCUGAGUCAGGAGAUGAAGAGGUGAGGGGGGGAGCAGCAGGGCCAAGAGAGGAGGCGGCUGUGGGGCUGGGACUACUGGAGUGUGGUGGGGAGCAGGCAGUGCUGGGAGAGGGGAGAUCUCCAGGCCAGGGUGUGACAGGGGGUGAGACCCUGGAGGCAGCACAGGGACCCCAGGACAGAGGCUGCGUGGAGUUGAGGGGGCAGCAGCCUGCAGUGCCUGCACCAGAAGCAGCAGAACAGGGCACAGUGCAAGCAGGAGUGCAUAUUGAAGGGAAGCUGCCAGAGCUGGGCCUUGGAGAAAGUACCCAGAGGAAAGAGGUGGAGGCUGUGUCGGAAGGAGCUGCGGGCUGCUCUGGUGCACAGGAACAGAGGACUGGGAGUCCUGAGCAUGGCCACAGUGAGGAUGUAAACCUGGAUGCAGUUGUCACACCCCAGGACGAGGAAGAAACUAUUCUCUGAGCCUUCUCUACACUCCCUCCCUGCUCCUUCCCUCAGCGUUCAGACCAACCACUGAUUUGUGCCCUUUGGAUGUUCUAUAUUACUCCACAGUACCUCGGCUGUCGGUCACAUACCACAGCAGCUCUGCAGUGUGUAAGCCCAUAACCACCAGCACUGUCCUGCAGUGUUCUCCAAAACAUGGAGCAGUAUUGCACUGAGUGUCCCCUCCUGCCUGCACCCUGUGCUACUGCGGGCCUAUAGAUGUAUGCUUGAGAGUACGUGUGCUUGGCUCUAUCUCCUCUCCGGGUGUUUGUCUGUCUGUUAUUUGGCUUUUUAAACUACAAGCUCCUCCCUGGGAGGUGGGGCUGUGACCUCACUGGUGUGUGCACAUGCAGAAAUGGUUGCAGCACUCAUACAAUGAGCUGGGUUUCACUCGCUGGGAUUUUCAGUCACACAAAGGGAGCAUAAUGGCUGCUGUGCUGCCUGCAGCCCACCCUGGGGCACAUGCCCAGCCCCCCAGAUCCUCUUGCUGUGCUGGGGCUCCUGCAGGAUGUGCCAGGUGUAGGUACCAGGCCAUGUGCCAUUGGGAGGUAUGGCUCACUUGCUGGGAUGCUGAUUUGCUUUGAUGUGGAUCAUCUAUUCCUGGUAUGUUUGUCCUCAAUAUAACAAUUUGAAGUA
Gallus gallus (chicken) is the source of this 5437-nucleotide messenger RNA. It is a transcript of the gene ERICH3, whose product is annotated as glutamate rich 3. The record is from RefSeq and is a predicted model, not a curated record. Bases 149 to 4780 code for a protein of 1543 amino acids. NCBI's taxonomy places the organism in Eukaryota, Metazoa, Chordata, Aves, Galliformes, Phasianidae. The transcript has 19 exons.